AUGUUAUUGAGGUCAAUACGAAGGCAAUUAGAAUUUUUUAAUGAUUUAUCAAAUUUAAGAAAGCCAAAAAAAACUGAUGAUGAUGUUCUCCUAGCCGAUUCCGGCCACGGCGGCCAAUCUCAUGAGAUUAGCCAACUGCGCAGGAGAUAUUAUAGUGCUCAAGUGUACGCGCAGACACAAGUGCACUCUAUUCCUAUCACUCAUACUUUGGUGGGACGACCACUCGACACGACCGGUGAGAGU
This is a messenger RNA of Brenthis ino (lesser marbled fritillary), 243 nucleotides long. NCBI's taxonomy places the organism in Eukaryota, Metazoa, Arthropoda, Insecta, Lepidoptera, Nymphalidae. The record is from the annotation of a GenBank genome assembly.